Molecule: messenger RNA, 1357 nt
Organism: Stegodyphus dumicola
Lineage: Eukaryota; Metazoa; Arthropoda; Arachnida; Araneae; Eresidae
Biological process (GO): intracellular signal transduction
Source: RefSeq, a predicted model, not a curated record
GAAAACUUUACAUUCCAAAACAAACUAAAAUUUGUCCAAAAUAAAGAAGUAGGUAAAAAAAAUCUAUUGACAAAAAAGGAAUAUAGAAAGCUCACUUAUUUCAGCUGAAAUGUUAAAUGCAUUCCAUAAAGCCCCAUUCCGAAUUUCUCAUAGUGGAGUUUCUAGGAGAACAUAAGUAUAAUACGUCAGUGAUGGCCGUACCUUUAGGUACAACAGGAUACUAUUAUGAAUUAGUCAUGAUGGAAUCUGAUUACAAUUCAUUUGAAAUACAGCUUUUCCUAUGGUUUAGAAAUAUUAUUAGCUUCUGCGAUUCAAAAAAUGCAGAAAACCUUUUACCUGAAAUGAUGAAGAUUUACCGACAGUUUAAAACACAUUUCUCAUUUCCUUUGCGAGAGUACAUUCUCAUGGAAGGGAUUGUUGAAUUAUGUUAUCGGAUUAACGUUUCAGACAGCAUCUUGGUCAGUCAGGUUCUAAAUUUAGUUUACGAAUGUUGUUCAUCUUUAGGCCUUCUUCAUCGCAAAGCAUUGUCUAAAAAUUGUUUGAGGUUGAUAGGCUAUCCUAAAAGAAGAAAUGAAAAACAAAGUUUCUUGACAUUUUUCCUGGAACACAGCCGGCGUUCGAAACUUCAAUUCAAAGGAGAAAGAAUGAUUGAUGUAAAUUUUUAUGCGACAUUGAGAAUGUCUCCUGUGUUCGUGGCAGCAGAAACAGGGAACUGGAAAACUGUGCUCACAUAUUUACAAUUUGGAGCUAGGAUAGAAGACGUCGCAAAUCCUCUUUCCCCAAUGUCUCAUGAGCAUCAUCUGACUUUACACGAUCUUCUUCGAAGUCUAAUCGAGAGGCUUUGGGAAAAGCUUGUUCAGCCUUCAGUAAUGUUAAGGAAUCAGCGUGAAAUAGAAGAAUAUUGUCAAAAGCUUGCACCAGCAGUUAAAAAUCUCUGCAAAACAUUCGCUAUCAUUCUGCGCGCUAUAAGAUGUCUGAAUCGCGACUGUUUAGAUUUCAUGUUAUAUAAAGAAAGUGACGAAUGGACCACGGAAGUAUCGAGUAGAAGGAUUUUGUAUCAUUCGACCAUAUUCAUCAUGAUACCCUAUCUGUCUAAACGAUAUAUGCAACCAGAUGAGCUUCAACAUGGUUGCAGAUGGGUCAUCAGGAAAAGACUGAAUGAAAACUGGCAGCUUCCUUACGGCAUCCGUUACUUACCUGUUCCUAGUAAAAUACAGCGAUAUCUGAAUUUACUGUCAGGAUAACGGAAGAACACACGAAAUUGAAACUGAUAAAAAAUAAAAACUCCAAACAAUGAUGAAAUGUUUUAAACCUUUUUUCAGCAACAUUAUAAACAAGAUAUGCUUUUCGGUAAUUA